Messenger RNA from Phragmites australis (common reed), 1496 nucleotides. Its product is annotated as protein CLT2, chloroplastic. NCBI's taxonomy places the organism in Eukaryota, Viridiplantae, Streptophyta, Magnoliopsida, Poales, Poaceae. Bases 243 to 1277 code for a protein of 344 amino acids. The transcript is spliced from 10 exons. The record is from RefSeq and is a predicted model, not a curated record.
UCUAGGGGCCCAAGCGUAAAUGACCGAAACCAUGGGGGACGAGAGCAGAGGGGCCUGAUUCCCGCACCCCACGGCAAGCAAUCCGCGCGCCGGCCGCCACCGCCGCCAACCCCGCAGUUUUCCAUGCCCGAUUCCCGAUUCGGCUGUUCCAUUUCCAUGGCCUUCCUCCCCUCGAGCCCUAGCCCCACCCCAGCCCAGCCCUCCCUCGGCCUUAGCUUGGCGGUGUGACUCUACCGUGGGCGAUGGGCUCCUCGGGGGCGACCACCGCCGCCGCGUCGGCGGCCGUGGUGGCGCUGGCCGUCGCUAACCGCGUGCUCUACAAGCUCGCUCUUGUGCCCCUCAAGGCUUACCCCUUCUUCCUCGCCCAGCUCACCACCUUCGGGUACGUCGCUGUGUACUUCUCGGUACUCUACGCGAGGUACCGCGCGGGGGUGGUGACCCGGGACAUGCUGGCGCUCCCCAAGCGCCGGUUCGCCGCCAUCGGCCUGUUGGAGGCUCUUGGAGUCGCUUCCGGCAUGUCUGCCGGAGCUAUGCUGCCUGGGCCUGCUAUUCCUAUCCUGUCACAGUCAUUCCUGGUGUGGCAGCUUAUCUUCUCUGCCCUGCUUUUGGGAAGGACGUACUCGGUGAGACAAAUCAUUGGUUGCUUCUUAGUAACUUCUGGUGUGAUUCUUGCUGUUGCAAGUGGAGCAAAUGAGGGCCAGUUUCUGUCUGAAGUCAAGUUAAUUUGGCCAGCACUAAUGAUCGCGUCAUCAGCAUUUCAAGCUGGUGCAUCUAUUCUGAAGGAGGCUGUUUUCAUUGAUGGUGCAAAACGCCUUAAGGGGAAGCGGCCAGACAUCUUUGUGGUCAAUUCAUUUGGAUCUGGAUUUCAGGCUCUUUUUGUCUUUCUUCUUCUUCCAUUUCUUUCUAACUUGAGAGGAAUUAAGUUUGCUGAGCUUCCUGCUUAUCUAAAUGGUGGUGCUGAGUGCUUCUUAAAUGUCGGGGAAAGUCCGAUUGAUUGCGGAGGAGCUCCAUUCCUGCCUUUGCUAUUUAUAGUGGUGAAUAUGGCAUUCAAUAUCGCACUCCUCAAUUUGGUGAAGAUGUCUUCUGCCCUUGUUGCUUCCCUUACAGCAACUUUAGCAGUGCCAAUAUCAAUCUACAUCCUUUCGCUUCCUUUGCCCUACAUCCCUCAUGGCGCAGAGUUAAGCACUUCGUUCAUCGUAGGUGCUGUGGUAUUGCUGAUGGGUCUAAUUGUCUAUAACCUUCCCCGAUCGUCCCCUAAACAAUCAAAGGCUGAUUGAAUCUAAAGUGAUGCCGCCAGAUGUUAUGUUACAGAAAUUUUACUGAUUGAAGUUGCAAGUAGUGAAAGAGACUUCCACUCUGAACUAUAUGGACCUUAUAACAGAUUCAAAUUUGUAAAUAUGUUUGAUACUGAAAUGAAGAUUGCUUCACAGCUAGAGGGGCAAGCAACACUUGUAUGUAGUAGCACCAUGAAUACUUACGCUGUAGUCUGCAAGUGC